AUGGGCAGCCGACCUGGCGGAACUCCAGACGUCCACGCCGACCGCCAUGGCCACCAGCAACUCCAGCGCCCCCAGAUACCCGCCUCCAUGUCUGCCCCCGCCGGCCGCCUGCCGCGCCUGCUGCCCGCGGACCUCUCCUCCUACACCGACUCGUACCUGCCGACUGCAGCCAUCCCACCGUCCGCGACUUCCCUCGCCGAGCUCGCUCACCUGAUCCGCCUCCAGGGCUACCAGGAGCAGCGCAAGACGCAUGCCCGCGUGCGCCUGCACCGCUGGCUGGUCUCGAGCGCCCUCUCCGCACGUCUGGUACACUGCGGCGAGCUGGCCUACCGCACGCUGGUCGACAACUUCCGCUCCGACGACAAGAAGUCGUUCGCCUCCCUCUACAACGCCCUCAACGAUGUCCGCAACUCGUGCGACGCCACACGGCAGUAUGCCCUCUUGGAGCCGGAUCUGGAGUUUGGCAAGUCCAAGAACUUCCGGAGCGAGAAGCCCCUCUCUGCCUCCACUUUCCUCAAUGAAGUCCCGUCCAAGAUUCUGGACAACCUUCUCGAUUUCAUUUCUGAAAUCCGUACGAACCCAGAAUUUCUUGCUGCUCGUAUUUCCAGUCUUUCGCAGCAAGAGCUCACUUCUCUUACGUCUUUCCGUCAGACCAUGGACCCGAUUGACUCGGUCAUGUUUGCAAACGCCCGUAGCCGCAACGCUCCCUCGCAGAAGGCCCAACAGCAAGGAACAAGCCCGGUUGAACGUCUUCUAUCUUUCCAGCGCCACGAUCCGCUGUCUGCCCUCGUCUACACCAUCUUCGCUAAUUCAUCCGGACCCGACUCGGCAGAGGACCUUCGCCGCACAGAUGUAUGGGCCACUGUUUGUGCUAAGCUGAUUAAGAACAACAACCCCAACUUCAUCCGCACUGUGCUCGAUGUUUGGGCCGGCAUGCGAGAAUGGCCCGGAAAGACCAACUUGGAGCUCUAUCUUAUGCAGACCCUCCAGGAUGGCCAGUUCCUGCUCGAGAAGCCCGAGGAGCAGGCCGCACGACCCGGAAUGCAAGCGACCCCGCGCUCCAGCAAGGACACCAUCGCAGCAGACGAGUUCUUUGACAAGGCUGUCAAGCGUCUGUUCGAGGUCGUUGACGAUGAGCCCAGUGCCGGCGGCAUUCCAGAAGGAGUCUUGGAGAUUGGAAAUGCCAUCCUCCGCAAGCUGGAGGACGAGAAGAGCUUGCGCAGGGCUUCGCAAAAUUUCUUUGUCUCGCGUUGGCUCUUCUCUACCUUCCUCAUGAACGCCAUCAUCCAUCCCGAGGCAUGUCUACCCUUUCUGACGCAAGAACUGCGAAACUAA
Messenger RNA from Alternaria conjuncta, 1335 nucleotides. RefSeq lists its product as uncharacterized. The record is from RefSeq and is a predicted model, not a curated record. Bases 1 to 1335 code for a protein of 444 amino acids. NCBI's taxonomy places the organism in Eukaryota, Fungi, Ascomycota, Dothideomycetes, Pleosporales, Pleosporaceae. The transcript has a single exon.